UCUCGCUGCUCAUAUUUCGAGUAUAUCGACCAUCGUGAUCGCCAUCGAUCAGCUGGCUGACGCUCGAACACGCUGUCCGCGACUCAGAAUGCAUGCGGGGCAGCAAAAUAUCUGAAAGUUCGUCUCGAGUCAGCGUCGUCCAGGGCACAAAAGUUUUGGUUCAAACCUGCUGGCAGCACAGUGGCAAGACCGUCUUGUCAAUGCAAAUCCGGGCUCCCACUCCGUCUCGAGGCCACGGCCCGUGGGAUCGGAAUGAGGCUGGCGACUGGUUUCUGGUGCUUUCGAGCGGAUACCGUCGGUGUCAGCGGCAUGCCGACCGUUGUCAGCAAGCGACAGCGAGGUGUCAAUGCGACGCGAAUUCUUGAGCUCACUUUACCAAGCUCUCGGCGACUGCGAGUACAGAGAACACUGAACACAAGCUGCACAAGAGUAUUCAGCUGUCUUUUUACCACGCGAACCCCAUCUGGAGUGAGGAGGUUGGUUAGCUUACCAGCUGUCCCUUUCUGCUGCUCGAGUUCUCAAGCUGCCUCUCCUCUCCCUCUUUGCCGUCGUGCUGACCCCGUGCCACUUCACGUUUGGCUCGCCGAGGAAUUAACUCGUCGAGCGCUUAGCGAAUUGAAUAAUAUCGGAGACUUUGGCGAUUAGUGAGAUCAGUUGGUAUUGAUCGACGGACGUCAUGCAACUUCGAUUCCCUUUGCCUGCUGGCUACUUCGCCAAGUUCGACUUGCUACCGAACGAGGCGCAGAACUAUCGAUCGCUAGCCAGCGACAUCGUCCGUGAGACGAAGCGAGACCUGGAUCACUACAUCAAGGACGGACGCAACCAUAUCGACGCACACACGUGGAAACUCGCCAAGUCUAAGGAGCGACUGCACUGCUAUCGAAAGCGCAGUACGCAAAACUCUGCCCAUCAGCUUGGACUGUAUGGCAACGCAGGCACGGACGGAAGUGGUACUGACUCGACCGGCAUUUAUUCGGCACGGUCGCGACCGUCAAUGAGCGUCACGAGCUCUCACAGUCGAUCUGGACACGAAGAAAUGGGCAAGUUGUCGGUAUCGACCCGCUCUUCAGACGACGGCGAACCGAGUCGUAAGAGCAUCCAACCGGCAGUAGUAGGCUACGGUAUCGUGGACGGCACCGUGGACGACCUGGUCUACGGACUGUACCAGUCCUCAACUGACGAGAUGAAGACCUUGUCGGCGUUUCUUGGCGAUGAUUCUCUUAUCGACUGUGCAGCACUGAAGACUAUCCGUCAGACGCGCUCGUCGUAUCUGGGACUCAAGUGGAAGCUGUCUCGUACGGUCGGGGGUAACCGAGACUGCUGCUACAUGGAAUAUGUCGGCGUGUCCGAGGACGCCAACGGCCAACGCUUCGGCUACCACGUUCUGGAGUCUGUGAUGGUCCGCAAUUGUCCUCAGUUCGACGACAACUCGAUCGUACGCACCAACUUGUCCUUUUGCUUCAUCUUUCGACCAGGCAAGUUGGCUGACCAGGUCGAAGUGUUCAUGGAGGGCGCGUACGAUUCAUCAGCCGACGUCCUCACUGCCGGCGGUGUCGGAGACUACCGUACUGCGAUGGAUAUGCUCUUUAACCUCCCUACAGCAAUGGUAGGAGCGGAGGCCAAGAAGAUCUCGGCUAUGGUAGCUAAACAGUCCGGUGCGUUGCGGGGAGCGAGCAGCAAGAACCAGAGCGGCAACCACUGCUCCAUCUGUCGCGCCAAGUCGGGCUUGCUCUCCUCGCACUCAAACUGUCAGACCUGUGGCGCAGUUAUCUGCAGUAAAUGCCGCAUCCGAAAGGUGACGUUCUCUCGUCGGGGCAAGAUCAAGGUCUCGUGCUGUAAAAUGUGUAUGGUUAUGGUCAAGGACCAGUCCCCGUUCGCUGGUGAGCAACUCGAGCAACAGCCAGCGAAGCCCAAGAAGCCACGUCAGGACUCUCGCAGUAGAAACGACAGCACCAGCAGCAACACCAGACUCGACAUGAUCAACGCGUCAGUCUCGACGAUGUCGCUCACUGACUCGGAGUUCUCGUCCUCGUACCAGUCGUGGCAGUCCAGUUCCAUGUCUUCGUUACAGUCGGAUCAUGACGACAGUUUCUACAGCUCCAAUGCCACUAGCAACGCUAUGGUCCCACUCGAUCGGAAGAUGCCGGCGCUUAUGGAGAGCGAAGUGCCAUCCCAGCAUCUUGUGACGUACCAGAGCGAGCAACAACGUCAGUACGAGCAGCAGCAGAUCCAGCAGCAGCAGUUCUUGAUGCGACAACGUAUGAAGCAACACGCUGGACCGAAUAUCCCCCCGCGUCAGCCCAGUACCCGUGAAGGGCUGUACAACCAAAUGCUGGAGCUGCAGAUGCAGGCUGAGCGGGCCUACAACUUGACAAACCAGAACGCCAACAUGAUGAACUCGAGACGAUAGUUUACGUGAGUGAAGGCCGAGUAGAUAUUAACCCUUGAUAAAACUCUUUUGCUAACAGUAAAAUUGUCCACGAUAGUAGUGGUUAUAACCCUUCGUC
Phytophthora nicotianae INRA-310 is the source of this 2507-nucleotide messenger RNA. RefSeq lists its product as hypothetical. NCBI's taxonomy places the organism in Eukaryota, Oomycota, Peronosporomycetes, Peronosporales, Peronosporaceae. Bases 677 to 2410 code for a protein of 577 amino acids. The record is from RefSeq and is a predicted model, not a curated record. Gene Ontology annotation, molecular function: metal ion binding. The transcript has a single exon.